AAAGAAAGAAGAAAAGGCAGCCCACUCUCUGGUGUAUAUAAACCUCAUACUUCUGCUCAUAGAAAUUAUAUUCUUCUUCUUCAGUUCACUAAUAUCUCUCCUUCUCUAUAGAUCUGGAUUCAAAUGGUUUCAGAAAAAGCACAAGUGUCUCAUGAUGUUUUUCCUUACCUUCGGGUGUACAAAGACGGGACCAUCGAGCGAUUUGCCGGCACAGAAGUUGUUCCUGCAGGUUUGGAUCCUGAAACUGGUGUUUUCUCCAAAGACACGGUUAUCGUACCGGAAACUCGUGUCUCGGCGAGGCUCUACCGUCCCAGUUUAGCAAAAGCUAGCCAAAAGCUUCCUCUCGUUAUUUACUUUCAUGGUGGUGGGUUCUUCAUAUCAUCCACUGCUGACCCCUUGUACCAUCGAUCUCUCAACAAGCUAGUGGCUGAGGCAAACAUUGUUCUUGUGUCGGUUGACUAUAGGUUAGCCCCGGAGAACUCUCUUCCGGCUGCAUAUGAGGACUCGUGGGCUGCACUGAACUGGGUGGCUGCUCAUGCUGGUGAAGGUGACGGGAAGGAGGCGUGGCUCAAGGAUUAUGCUGAUUUUGGACGGGUGUUCUUGGGAGGAGAUAGCUGCGGUGCUAAUAUGACCCAUCAUUUGACGUUGAAGCUCAAGGGAUCAGAACUGAGUAGAGAGCUGAAGAUUGAAGGCGUCGCUAUGAUUCAUCCUUACUUCUGGGGGCAAGAUCCCGUUGGAGUAGAGAAGAUUGAUCAUGUAAGAAGAUCAAUGGUGGAUAACUGGUGGACGUUCAUCUGCCCAUCCCAUAAAGGAUGUGAUGAUCCACUCAUCAACCCAUUUGCUGAUGGAUCUCCCAGUCUUGAAGGGCUGGCUUGCAAUAGGGUCCUUGUUAUUGUGGCAGAUAAAGAUAUAUUAAGAGAUAGAGGAAAGCUUUAUUAUGAAAAAUUAUUGAGCAGCGGAUGGAAAGGGACUGCAAAACUUGUGGAGAUUAGAGGAGAGGAUCACGUCUUCCAUAUAUUCGAUCCCAAUACUGAGAAUGCUAAGAGCAUGUUCAGAGAUCUUGCUUCUUUCUUCGGUAAAGCAAGACAUUGAUUUGAUAGAGGGUUUUCGAUUUGAUGUUGUGUGUUACUUUCUAAUGUUGUUUUAUGUGGAAAAAAAAAAAAAAAGAAAUCGAUUUACAUUGCUAA
Molecule: messenger RNA, 1187 nt
Organism: Manihot esculenta (cassava)
Lineage: Eukaryota; Viridiplantae; Streptophyta; Magnoliopsida; Malpighiales; Euphorbiaceae
Product: probable carboxylesterase 2
Exons: 1
Coding region: 124-1092 (322 amino acids)
Molecular function (GO): hydrolase activity
Source: RefSeq, a predicted model, not a curated record